This is a messenger RNA of Rhizophagus irregularis DAOM 181602=DAOM 197198, 921 nucleotides long. Lineage: Eukaryota; Fungi; Glomeromycota; Glomeromycetes; Glomerales; Glomeraceae. The record is from RefSeq and is a predicted model, not a curated record.
GAAAAUUCCAAAAACGAUGACAAAUAUUUUUUAAAUGAAUUAAAAUCGAUACAGCAUUGUUUCUUAAGAUAUACUUGUCAUAUUAUUGAAACUUAUGGUUUUACAAAAGAUCCUAAAUUAGAGGAUUAUAUAAUAGUCAUGAAAUAUGCAUCAGAUGGUGAUUUACACAAGCAUUUACAAAAGAAUUUUACAAAUAUUACAUGGAAUAGUCAAAAACAACUUAUUUUAUGGCAAAUUUCAGAAGGACUUGAAACUAUACAUAAAAAGAAAUUUAUGCAUCGAGACUUCCAUAGUGGAAACGUAUUGUUUGACUCACAUAACAGUAAUUACGAUAAAAAUUAUCAAUGGAAAAUUGGAGAUCUAGGUUUAUCACAAGCCGUAAAUAAUAAAUCAUCAAAUAAUGAAAUAUACGGAGUAGUACCUUAUAUUGCACCAGAAAUCUUUAGAGGAUCUGGAUUUACUAAGGAAGCUGAUAUUUAUAGUUUGGGUAUGAUUAUGUGGGAAUUUACAACAGGUUGCAAACCUUUUGAUAAUGUUAAACAUGAUCAUAAACUUAUUUAUAAAAUUCUUGAUGGAGAAAGACCUAAAAUUACAGAAGAUACACCAGAAUGUUAUGCUAAUUUAAUGAAAAGUUGUUGGGACCCUGAUCCCAAAAAAAGACCUUCUAUAAAAGAAAUUCGUUUAACCUUUGGUGGUUGGGCAUUUAGAAAAAAAAAUGAAGCAGAAUUUAUUCAAGCUGAAGCAAAAAGAAAGAAACUGAUAGAAUCAAAGAAGAUUGGACCUGAAUUUGCUGAAAAACGACAUCCAGAAGCCAUUUAUACGAGUAGGCCAUUAAGUGCUUUAAUUUCUAAAUGUUCAUCCAUCAAUUCAUCUUCAACAAUUUCAUCUGGUAAUAGGCAAGGUAUUACUAAAAAAGGUUAA